Molecule: messenger RNA, 2053 nt
Organism: Cryptotermes secundus
Lineage: Eukaryota; Metazoa; Arthropoda; Insecta; Blattodea; Kalotermitidae
Gene: Ccdc85
Product: coiled-coil domain-containing protein 85C
Exons: 5
Coding region: 442-1824 (460 amino acids)
Source: RefSeq, a predicted model, not a curated record
UGGUAUAAAUCAGGUAGAAGGUGCAUAUCCGUGUUGCGUAGAAAUUGGUCGCAUGUCUGAAAGUUAGCGGUGAAUUUCGAUGUACGCAGAGAAUACUGAUGUUAAAAUGAAAUUUACAUGUAUGGCUUGCAUGUUUGAAGGGGUUGUGUAUUUCCGUGUGACUUAAAACGUGAAGUGGUGCGAACUGGAAACAUUGACAACUGAGUUCCUCAUGGAAGAAGGUCGCGUGCCACUUUUUGAUAUUGACCCAGUUAUUAUAUUUUUCAGUGCCUUCAUUGUUUAGAAUAGCAAGCUUUCCGUAGCGAGUUAUAUUUAAUUUUUAGGUGCUCCUUUGAAGCUUUUUAUAGCGGACUUUAUUUGAUUUCUCUUAAGAUCUGGUUUGGUGUAAUGAGAUGAAACUUUAAAGCUGAGUCGUGUGUCGACAUUGCCAAGGACCUGAUCAUGUCAAAUAAGAAACAGCAGUCAUACAUCAACAAAGCCACAGAACCUGGGGUUGCCCCACCUCGGUACCAGCCUCCACCACAAGUAUCAAGUGGCCCGGGAAUUCUAAAACACUAUCCAGCUUCUUCACAGUCACACCCUCUACCCUUUGUUUCAGCACCAGUUUUAAAAGAUGGUAAAAGUUACUCUGUUCAAGUUCCCAAUGUAGAUGGAGUAAAACCAUUUCAGCCUGAGAUUGGGAAGUACUAUCCACCACCACCGCCACCGCCAGUGGCGAACGGGGAUUCCAAUAAACUUGUAUAUCCAGGACCUCCCCAGUAUCCUGCUCCCCCAUCCGUAAUUCAGCCUCCUGCACAGCGACGACCUAAUCCCACUGUUGGCCUUCCGCAAAGACUUGGUGACGACGAGUUGUUGAGGUUAGGAUCUGUCGAAAUGUUGAAGUUUGUUCGUAAGGCUGAAAGUGACACUGCAAGAGUUUCGUCGGAACAGGGCCAGGCUGCAAGGGAGGCGGCAAGGCGAAUGCAGAGUUAUGUUAGUGAGAUCAGAAUGUUAAAAGAGGCAAAUCAGCGACUUGGGGAUGAUAAUCAGGAACUAAGGGAUCUCUGCUGCUUCCUGGAUGAUGAUAGGCAGAAAGGACGCAAACUGGCACGAGAGUGGCAGCGAUUUGGGCGGUAUACUGCAAGUGUGAUGCGACAGGAAGUGUCUGCAUAUCAGAACAAACUGCGGGAACUGGACAACAAGCAACAAGAACUCAUAAAGGACAAUCUGGAACUAAAGGAACUGUGCUUGUAUUUGGAUGAAGAGAGGAAUCAGAGUGCUGUAUGUCCCUCAUGCGGUAGUGGCUUGCGACCUGGCACAAGAGACGAUGGUGAUGGUAGUAGUUCCAGUACCAAUGCAGAUGAGCCACCAUUACCUGCACAGUUUGCUGCAGCAAAUCCUCGUCGUACGGAGAGCAGAGAACGUCUGUUAGAGGAGAGCAUUCAGCGUCAGCGUACAGUGUUCAAUGAUCAAGUGAUGCAUUAUGUGCGCAGUUUGGAACAGAGAGUGAAACAGCUCGAAGAGGAAAAAUUGGCAUUGCAGCAAAAGUUGGGCCAAGUACCAGGGCCAAACAGCUCCAGUGGGAACUGGGAAAAUGAUAGCUGUGGUGGUUCACGCCCUGAAGCGGUAGUGCAGGCAUUGCAGGUGCUUGAAGUUCGUGAGCAGCUAGAAAGAGGUCCAGGGGUACAUGACAGUUGUUCUGGUGGCCUGGAGUCUCUGGGAGCAACUGGUCCAGACCUUGAUAUGGUAGCUGCAGAUCUGGAUGCUGGAGAGAAGGCUCUUGUGCGGGAGAUGUGUAACGUUGUGUGGAGGAAGCUGGAGGAGGGGCCAGCUCAGCGGCGGUGAAAGAUAACCUAUGUUGUCUUCGUCGUUAAAAGUUUAAAUUGGACUCAUAACCAGCUGUGCUUAAAGAAUCCAUUUGGAUUGGAUGAAGCUAGUUUACUUUUAGUUUAGUUUAUUUUCUUGGGAUGGGAUGAGUCCACUAGGUACAUUGGCCACUCUUUGGCCCAUUGUACCAGCCCUGGAUGAUUUAUUUUAUUGCUGUUGGGAUGGGACUAAGUCCCUUGUACUGUGG